Sander lucioperca (pikeperch) is the source of this 2311-nucleotide messenger RNA. RefSeq names its product RAB7a, member RAS oncogene family (gene rab7a). The record is from RefSeq and is a predicted model, not a curated record. The transcript is spliced from 6 exons. Gene Ontology annotation, cellular component: late endosome; phagocytic vesicle; lysosome. Bases 362 to 985 code for a protein of 207 amino acids. Lineage: Eukaryota; Metazoa; Chordata; Actinopteri; Perciformes; Percidae. Gene Ontology annotation, biological process: phagosome-lysosome fusion; endosome to lysosome transport. Gene Ontology annotation, molecular function: GTPase activity; GTP binding.
GCUUGUUUUGGAGGAAGUGAACAGAACUCGGCUAGCAGCUAGCACGUUAGCUUGACAGGAAAAGCAAGCGUCAAACGGGAACAGGGCGAAAUAGACCAUUGUACUAAAUCGCUUCUGUUACACGAAGGGAGAUAUACAUCGACAGUGGCAGUGUUGAUUUUGAUAAGUAGGGUUAGCUGCGAGGCUAGCUAUCGGAGAGUAUUCAGCUGUCGACGCUGUAAACGUGUUGUUUUUUUACGGCAGACUUUAUAGGAGCUGUUAGCUAGGCUGCGCGUUAGCUAGCUAACGCUUCCAACCGAGGCAGAAGAAAAGUCCACUUUGAUAUUUUAUUUCUGCAGGAUCAUCGCCCAGCUGUGGCACAAUGACAUCAAGGAAGAAAGUACUACUCAAAGUCAUCAUCCUCGGAGACUCCGGAGUUGGGAAGACCUCGUUGAUGAACCAGUAUGUGAAUAAGAAGUUCAGUAACCAGUACAAAGCCACAAUAGGAGCGGAUUUCCUGACGAAAGAAGUCAUGGUGGAUGACAGACUUGUCACAAUGCAGAUUUGGGACACAGCAGGUCAGGAGAGGUUCCAGUCCUUAGGCGUAGCGUUCUACCGCGGAGCAGACUGCUGUGUCCUGGUGUUUGAUGUGACAGCACCCAACACCUUCAAGACUCUAGACAGCUGGAGAGACGAGUUCUUGAUCCAGGCCAGCCCUCGAGACCCGGAGAAUUUCCCCUUUGUUGUGCUGGGCAAUAAGAUCGACCUGGAGAACAGACAGGUAACGACCAAGCGAGCACAGGCUUGGUGUCAAAGUAAGAACAACAUCCCAUAUUUCGAAACCAGUGCCAAGGAGGCAAUCAAUGUGGAGCAGGCCUUCCAGACUAUUGCACGCAAUGCCCUUAAACAGGAGACCGAAGUGGAGUUGUACAACGAGUUCCCUGAGCCAAUAAAGCUGGACAGGAACGAGCGAGCCAAGCCGUCAGCGGAGACCUGCAGCUGCUGAGGAAUCUGAAGAUCUUCUGGGGGGGGAGGGAGGGAGGGCCCUCACUACCCUGUCUUGCCUUGUCUAUACAUCCCUUAUCCCAUGGCCCACUGUGUUAAUCCUUAAUGCCCAACAUACAAGCAGCAGCCAACUCAUUGAGUAUACUACUACACACAAACAUGCUGCACUCACCUCAUGUAUACAAAACACACAUUUUCUAUAAAUAUGAGUCUCCCAGCCCAAAGAACACCUUAGGGAAACAUUAUGGAAUCUACUUGUACGAUGCUUAUUACUUCAGUGUUUCCCUAUGUACUUUUUCAUGGCGGUGGUGGUUUGGGCUAACCUCAUUUUCGGUUCCAUAAAUAUAUCCAACUGCUUUUAUUUGGAUACUUCACGAUAAAUCAAAGCAUUAUCUCUACAUGUUUGUGUUGACAAGUAAAGUUGGAAAACUGAUUUUUUUUUUUUUGUUUUGUUUUUUUAAAUCAGUUUCUUUAGCAGUGGUAGUUUUCUUAAUUUCACGGCCCGCCACUGUGGCAUGAGUAGAGGAAACACUGCUCCCCCGAUUUUACUCAUUUGUGUUGUGGCUUAAAUUUGUUUGAAUCUCAAAAACACUUGUAACCAUGGUUUCACUUAACCUCAUGCAAUCUUAAAAAAAAAAAAAAAAAAAAACUGACGUAGUGAAGAUGAGACUGUGCAUGUGGGUCACAUUAUUAUGCUGCCUGCUGAUUUUCGUUAAUUGGCAAAUAAUUAUAAAAUCCAGUUCCAUGAAAAGUCCAUCAUACAAGUGUGUACAGAUUUUUUUUUUUUUUUUUGCACUUUGCUGUCAUCCACAAUUGCUGAAGACUUUCAGACAUCUCAUUUUGGAGCCACAAUAAAUGCAGUUGUAGCUCAGGUUGAGGACACUGUGUGAAUGCAGACUCAGCUCCUUGACGUAGGUGCGGUCCCUAAUGAAGGUUCAUUUUGUAAUCAAGUUAUUCGUGGUACAACAUUUGACGUGGGAAUGAACAAAAUGAAGACAGCAUGUCAUUCUACCUGAUGUCCUGAAGAGACUUUCUCAAGUAUAAAUAUUCAUAACUGAUGCUAUUAGUUAGUAUGUUUCUUUUUACUGUCAACUAUUGCAAGACUUUGUAUAUUUGCAAACCUCUCAAUCAUUGUGUAGGGAAGGCAAAAAGUUGUGUUGUAAAUCUCCAUAUCUGACUCUGCCCGUUGCUCGUGUUGGCAAACAAAAGUGCUUGACAUUUCUUUUAACUGAUCAGAUCUUUAACUGUCUGUUCCUAUUAUGUUAAAACGUUGAAAUGCAUUAUAGAUUACAAAAAAAGCAUACAUACUGUAACUUAAAAAAAAAAA